Molecule: messenger RNA, 1858 nt
Organism: Apis dorsata (giant honeybee)
Lineage: Eukaryota; Metazoa; Arthropoda; Insecta; Hymenoptera; Apidae
Gene: Pgm2a
Product: glucose 1,6-bisphosphate synthase
Exons: 9
Coding region: 16-1848 (610 amino acids)
Biological process (GO): purine ribonucleoside salvage; carbohydrate metabolic process
Molecular function (GO): magnesium ion binding; phosphopentomutase activity
Source: RefSeq, a predicted model, not a curated record
UGAAAAAUAUUUAAGAUGGCUUUAAAAAUUUCUGUUAAUACUGGAAAUAUUGAUUUGGAUAAUAAAAUCAAUGAAUGGUUGAAAUGGAACAAGGAUGUAAUUCAUGAACAUAAAAUUCAAGAACUCAUCCUUAAUAAUAAUAAUAAAGUAUUAUCUUCCUUAUUCUUAAAAAGACUUGAAUUUGGUACAGCUGGUUUAAGAGGUCGUAUGGGUCCAGGAUAUAAUCAAAUAAAUGAUUUAGUUAUAAUUCAAACUGGUCAAGGCUUAUCAAUGUAUUUACUUGAUACUAUAGUUGAUGCAACUGAAAAAGGUAUCAUAAUAGGAUAUGAUGGACGUCAUUGCAGUAAAAGAUUUGCAGAAUUAACUGCUGCAAUUUUCAUGGCAAGAAAUAUAAAAGUCUAUCUUUUUUCAAAAGUUGUACCAACUCCAUUUAUACCUUAUAGUAUAUUAAAAUAUAAAUGUGCUGCUGGAAUAAUGAUUACAGCAUCUCAUAAUCCUAAAAAUGAUAAUGGUUAUAAAGUUUAUUGGGAGAAUGGUGCACAAAUAAUAUCACCACAUGAUAAAGAAAUCCAAAAAUAUAUAUUUAAUCAUUUGGAACCAAUGGAAUCUUCAUGGAAUAUAACAAAAAUUUAUGAAAAUUCUUUAUAUCUAAAUCCAUGGGAUAAUGUUAUGCAAUCUUAUUUUAAUGAUCUCAAAGAAACUGUUUUAUAUCCAGAAGUAAAUAAAAAUACAAUAUUAAAAUUUACUUACACUCCUAUGCAUGGAGUUGGAUAUCAAUACAUGACUGCAGCUUUUAAUGCUGCAAAUUUUAAGCCAUUUAUAAUAGUGGAAGAACAAAAAUUACCUGAUCCAGAAUUCCCAACUGUGAAAUUUCCAAAUCCUGAAGAAGGAAAAAGUACUCUAGAUCUUAGCAUACAAGUAGCAAAUAAAAAUUCUUCUUCUAUUAUUCUUGCCAAUGAUCCAGAUGCAGAUAGAGUAGCUUGUGCUACAAAAAUGAAGAAUGAUGAAUGGUAUAUUUUUUCUGGUAAUGAAUUGGGAGCACUUUUGGGUUGGUGGAUGAUACAUAAAUAUCAAGUACAACAUACUGAUACAGACUUUUCAAAUGUAUAUAUGUUGGCAUCUACAGUUUCAAGUAAAAUUUUAGCAUCAAUGGCUAAACAAGAAGGAUUUAAUUUUGAAGAAACAUUAACAGGUUUUAAAUGGAUGGGUAAUAAAAGUAUAGAAUUAGAAAAAAUGGGUAAAAUAGUUCUAUUUGCAUAUGAAGAAGCUAUUGGAUUUAUGUGUGGUUCAAAAGUUUUUGAUAAAGAUGGCAUAAGCGCUGGAAUGCAUAUAGCAGAAUUAGCUGCUUAUCUUGAAACUAUGGGAUUAACUCUGCAUGACAAGUUAAAUGAAAUAUAUAAUCAAUAUGGAUAUCAUAUAUCUAAGAAUUCAUAUUGUAUAUGUCAUGAACCAAAUAUAAUCAAGAAAAUAUUUGAAAGAUUACGGACAUAUUUGGGAAAACCAAAUACAUAUCCAACAAAUAUUCUCAAUGGAAAGUAUCCCAUAAUAGGUAUUCGUGAUUUAACAACUGGUUAUGACAAUACAAAACCAGAAAAUAAGGCCAUUUUACCUAUUUCAAAAUCUAAUCAAAUGAUAACAUUUACAUUUAAAAAUGGUUUAGUUGUAACAUUAAGAACUAGUGGUACUGAACCUAAAAUUAAAUAUUAUAGUGAAUUAUGUGCAUCUCCCGAAGAACAAGAUAUUGAAGUAUUAAAAACUAUUCUUGAUGAAAUGAUAUUAGCUAUUGUAAUGGAAUUUCUUCAACCUGAAAUAAACAAUCUUCUAUGUCGUGAUAAAGAAGAAAAGUAGUUAAAAAAAA